AUGAGAAAUCGUUCAAGUAAACUUCAAGAAGAUCUUGAUUCAUUACAAAAACGUAAAACACAAUUAGAAUUUGAAGUGGUGAAAAAAAAUACAUUGGACAAUAACAGCAGAAAAUUUACAAAAAAUUUGCUUGGUGAUGUUUCAGUUUCAUCAGGUAUUAUUGGUUAUUUAAGUCCAUUUAUUAGUUCAUUGCAUGAUGAACCUAUUCAUGGUGAAAAAUAUUCUCUAGCUGAAACAUUCGAUAAACCAAUUCAAAUUCAAGUUUAUUUACCCUUCAAAGUUUUUAUAAUAAAAAAAAACGAUGGUGUGUGGGCUGUAGAAGGUGAAGAAAUUGAACCUGAUUUGAUUCAUGCAAAAACAGAUAAAUUUCAAAAAGGUAUAGUAUUUUGGGGUGCAGUAUCAGCACAAGGUCUUAUCCCAUUACAAGCACCAAUGAAUGUUACUAAAUGGUUAGAACAACAACGUACUUUAUGCAACGACAAACGAAAACGAAAGUAUUUAACAAACAAAGUAUAUGCCAAAUUCUUACAAGAAAAGGCUGCUCCGGCAAUCAAAGCAGUAUUUCGAAAAACUAAACUAGAUCCAAUUUUUCAGGACGAUCAGGAUCGAAAACAACGAACAACAUUAGUAAGAAAAACAGUAGAUCAACUUUUUAGUGAACGUAUAAAACCAGUCGAUGGUGAUACUAAAUUUGCCGAUGUAUGGAGAAUCGAAAAUGUAUGGGGAGCACUUAAAGAAAAAAUUCGUGGAAAAGUGUUUGCCACAUCAAUUGAAACAGAAAAAGAAACAGAAAAAGAAUGGAAAAAAUGA
This is a messenger RNA of Rotaria sordida, 810 nucleotides long. NCBI's taxonomy places the organism in Eukaryota, Metazoa, Rotifera, Eurotatoria, Philodinida, Philodinidae. The record is from the annotation of a GenBank genome assembly.